CUCUGCACGCGGCGGCUUUUCCAUAAGAUUUUCAGAUACUAAAGUUGUAUGUUGUUUAAGUUUUUUAUAAAUAUUUGCAAAAAAAUGACUGCCGAUAGGUUAGAUUAUCGUAACAAGAUUAUAUUGGCGCCCAUGGUGAGAGUGGGGACGCUGCCCACACGGCUAUUGGCAUUAGAAAUGGGUGCGGACAUCGUCUACACUGAGGAACUCAUAGAUUUGAAACUUGUUAAAUGUGUACGAAAUGUAAAUGAUAUUUUGGGUACAAUCGAUUAUGUUGACCCUUCGGAUGGCACAGUCAGUUUUCGCACAUGCAACUUAGAAAAGUCUCGACUUGUCCUACAAAUGGGUACCUCCGAUGCUGAUAGGGCUCUUGCAGUUGGCAAAAAGAUACAGCAGGAUAUAUCCGGCCUUGAUAUCAACAUGGGUUGUCCGAAAGAAUUUUCCAUAAAAGGUGGUAUGGGAGUUGCACUCUUGGCUCAACCAGAUAAAGCAUGUCAUAUUUUGAAGACCCUAGUGGACAAUUUGGACAUACCGGUAACAUGCAAAAUAAGAAUAUUACCCAGUGUUGAGGACACAAUAGAAUUGGUAAAAAAAUUGACUAGCACUGGCAUAGCUGCAAUUGGAAUACAUGCACGUACACGUGAUGAACGGCCAAGACAUAAUCCACAUCCGGAGGUGAUAAAGGAGGUGGCCAAACAUGUAAGCAUACCGGUAAUAUGUAAUGGCGGUUCGCGGGAUAUAGAAAAAUAUGAGGAUAUUUUAAAAUUCCGCAACCUUUGUGGAGCUUCAAGUAUAAUGGUUGCAAGGGCUGCCCAGAUGAAUGUUUCGAUAUUCAGAAAAGGAGGUCUGUUACCUAUGGAUGAUCUUAUAUGUAAAUAUCUAAAACUAAGUGUCGAUUAUGACAAUCCGCCGCAUAAUACAAAAUAUGGCAUACAAAGUAUUAUGAGGGAGCAGCAAGAAACACCGAGAGGAAAACUGUUUUUACAAUCUCAGACAAUGCAACACAUGUGCGACAUUUGGAACAUGGGUGAUUACUGUCGUCAAAAAGAGUUGGAAUUACACAAUAAAGGCAAUAUGGGUAGACGACAAGUUGUACCUGGACAAGUACCUGAUUCCGAUAUAUUAGAAGUAGCAGCUAAAAAAGCCAAAACAGAUGAAUCUGUGGAGGAUGAUGAAAAGGAUAUUAUAGAGGAGAAUGUAGCCUUUCUAAGAUGUAACUACAAUAUAAAAACCGAUCAUUUCCCCAAAACACAGCUCUAUGUGUUUGCCAACAAGAAUGAUAAGUUACCACCUACUUAUGUUACCGAGGGCAAAGACAAGCUAUUUCGUUCCAUAUGUACAUUCGAUGACAAACGAUAUCGCUCAACAUUUUGGCAGAAAAAUAAAAAGCAAGCAGAGCAGGCAGCCGCUUUGGUGUGCUUAAAGAACAUAGGGUUGGUGACGACAGAAGAGCUUAUAAAAAAUGGCAGCAUACUGAGAUGACUUAAGGACAUGUGGCUUUGAAAUAGAAUUUUUAGCUUAAUUUUCUUUAUAAGUUGGUAAUUAAAACUUAUGGUUUUUUCUUUCAUUAUUUAUAUUUGAUUGUGUUCAUGAUAAAAAAACAAUGAAAAUACAAAAUAAACAUUUUGUUUUGUAAGCACAAAUGCCGAGCAAUGUCAA
Stomoxys calcitrans (stable fly) is the source of this 1659-nucleotide messenger RNA. It is a transcript of the gene Dus2, whose product is annotated as tRNA-dihydrouridine(20) synthase [NAD(P)+]-like. Gene Ontology annotation, cellular component: cytoplasm. The record is from RefSeq and is a predicted model, not a curated record. The transcript has 5 exons. Gene Ontology annotation, biological process: tRNA dihydrouridine synthesis. Bases 49 to 1482 code for a protein of 477 amino acids. NCBI's taxonomy places the organism in Eukaryota, Metazoa, Arthropoda, Insecta, Diptera, Muscidae. Gene Ontology annotation, molecular function: tRNA binding; tRNA dihydrouridine synthase activity.